AUGCGGUGCUGUGGAAGGAAGCUGUGGCNCUCAACCACCAUCAUCUCUGCCACUACUUACGUCCCGUUCUUGCCUCAGGGCCCCUCCCGGAACCACGCCAUCACUGCCACAGCAUUCUCUUGCAUCGCUGCUGUGGCUUACGGGACUGAAUUUGUCUGGACCUGGGUGGGUCACCGGCCCAGAAGGAUCAUCACCUAUGUGCAUACGGUGCAUGGCCUGCUCAAGCUGCUGGAGAACUUUGUGGCUUGCAUCAUCUUCGCCUUCAUCAGCAACACCUCCCUGUACCAGCACCAGCCAGCCCUGGUGUGGUGCAUGGCUGUGUAUUCCACCUGUUUCAUCCUGGGGACCCUGGCCAUCCUGCUGGGCUUGGUCUACUGUGACAACUGGCUGCCCAUCCGCUACCCCAUUUCCCAGCUUGGGCUGACCCUGUUUUCCAUCCUCCUCUACAUCAGCGCUCUGGUCCUCUGGCCGCUCUAUCAGUUCAAUGAGGACCUGGGUGGCCAGUCCCAGCGAUCCAGUGAUAUGACCUGCAGAGAUGAGUUCACUACUUACGUGUGCAACUGGGACCAGCGACUGGCUGUGGCUGUCCUGACAGCCAUCAACUUGCUGCUUUACGUGGCCGAUCUGGUGAUCGCCAGCUGUCUGGUCAGUGACAGGCUCCACACACGGGCUCCAGAUUUCCUCCACUUAUGGAGCUAUUAUGUCGUCUGA
Molecule: messenger RNA, 711 nt
Organism: Odocoileus virginianus texanus
Lineage: Eukaryota; Metazoa; Chordata; Mammalia; Artiodactyla; Cervidae
Product: myeloid-associated differentiation marker-like
Cellular component (GO): cell-cell junction; plasma membrane
Source: RefSeq, a predicted model, not a curated record